Ilex paraguariensis (yerba mate) is the source of this 1035-nucleotide messenger RNA. The record is from the annotation of a GenBank genome assembly. NCBI's taxonomy places the organism in Eukaryota, Viridiplantae, Streptophyta, Magnoliopsida, Aquifoliales, Aquifoliaceae.
AUGAUAGUUUUGUCAUCGGGGGCAGGAGGAUUUGGUAAUGUGUACAAGGGCCACAUCGACAACGGUGCAACCACCGUUGCGAUCAAGCGAUUGAACCCAUCAUCCAAUCAGGGGGUCCACGAGUUCCAAAUAGAGAUCGAGAUGCUAUCGAAGCUACGACAACUCCAUGUCGUGUUGUUGAUCGGUUACUACAAUGACAACUGUGAGAUGAUCUUAGUGCAUAAUUAUAUGGCCCACGGAAUCUUUCGUGAUCAUUUUUACAAAUCAAAGAAACCACGUCUUCCGUGGAAGCAACGCCUUCAGAUUUGUAUUAGUGCAGCAAAGGGAUUGCAUUAUCUCCAUACAUGUGCGAAUCACACGAUCAUUCACCGUGAUGUGAAGUCCACCAAUAUUUUAUUGGACGAGAAAUGGGUGACUAAGAUUUUUGAUUUUGAAUUAUCCAAAUUGGGUCACAUAGAUGCAGGCCAUAACCAUGUCACCCCAAUGGUGAAGGGUAGUUUUGGAUAUUUAGAUCUAGAAUAUUAUAACCGACAACAAUUGACAAAGAAAUCAGACAUGUACUCAUUUGGGAUGGUUUUAUUUGAAGUUUCAUGUACUAGGCCGGCUAUAAUUCUAGAUUUACCCGAAGAGCAAGUGAAUUUGGUUGAGUGGGCCCGACAUUGUUAUAAAAAUGGGACCCUUGAUCAGAUUGUUGAUCCUAAUAUAAAGGAGGAGAUUGCGCCAGAGUGCUUGAAGAAGUUUGGAGAAUUAGGUGAUAGUUGCUUGCGUGAAAAUGGGUUCAAACGACCAGGAAUAAAUAAUGUUUUGUGGGGCCUUGAGUUUGCUUUGCAACUUCAAGGGGAGGCUGAGAUGAUGGGUCAGGGUGGCGGUGGUGGUGGGUUACUGCCAGCAGCGUUGACUAGUCCCUCUACUCCUCCUCUGCAUGGAGAAUCAACGACGAACGACGAUGAAAACGUGUUAAGAUCAAUGGCCAACAAUGACAAAUUAAAAAAUAAGACUCUGUUCUCAGAGAUCAUGAAUCCUAUGGAUCGAUGA